Molecule: messenger RNA, 2132 nt
Organism: Anopheles darlingi
Lineage: Eukaryota; Metazoa; Arthropoda; Insecta; Diptera; Culicidae
Gene: peng
Product: protein penguin
Exons: 3
Coding region: 80-2074 (664 amino acids)
Biological process (GO): regulation of translation
Cellular component (GO): nucleolus
Molecular function (GO): mRNA binding
Source: RefSeq, a predicted model, not a curated record
CGUGCGUUUUGUUGAUAAAUUCAUCUUGAAACACGGAGUUCUUGUUUCUUCCUAAAAUUCCUCAAUUCCUAUUCCUACCAUGAUUCAAACAAAGAAGCGCUCAAUCUCCACUUCGGAAAGCCAGGGAGAUGCUUCCGGGAGUAAGAAACCGAUUAAGAAGCUCAAGAAACUGGAGACCAACAAACCGGCCGGAAAGUUUCAGAAGACAACCGGCAAACCGGGGGAGAAAACGGACAAGAAAGCGUUUGUGGCCAACACGCCGGAAUCGAAAAAGGAGUACUGGAAUGGAUUGAAGGCGAAACAGAAGGAGCUCCGCCAGCAGCGACGCCAAAACAAAUCGAAGGACCUGUACGAGCUGAGCGUUAGUGCUAAGAAGGUGUAUGAAAAGCUGAAGCGGAAGAACGCAGAAAACAAGGACGAGCUCGUGCAGAAGCUGCACGACAUGCUGGGAAAGGAAAAUGCAUACGCCAAGAUAGCCACUUCACACGACACGGCCCGGGUCAUACAGUGCAUGAUCAAAAACGCUUCCGAGGGAGUGUGCGAUCAGAUCGCCGACAGUCUGCUACCGAAGGUGUUCGAUUUGGCCACAUCAAAGUACGGCCAUCACUGCGUUACGAGCCUGUUCAAGCAUGGCUCAAAGCAGAUGUGGCAGCGUGUGGUCGACGCGAUCACUAAACACGUCGUUAAGAUGGUAAAUCAUGCGUUUUCGGGGGCGAUCGUCGAUGCGGCUUACAACGAGUACGCCACCAACGAACAGCGCAAAUUCAUGCGGCAAUCGUUUUACUCCGAGCUUUACCUCCUCGAGAAAGACCGCACUAUCAAUACGAUGAAGGAUUGCUGGAAAACGAAUGGGUACAUGAAGAAAAGCGUGCUCAGUACCGUGAAGGGCCAUCUGGUACAGGCCGGAAACAAGAAGCUGACCGACAACAGCUUGAUCCACGCACUGCUGGCUGAAUUCCUCCAGGAAGCGGCUGAUGUCGAACGAUCGGAGGUUAUCGAGCUCUACCUUCCGCUGCUGGCUUCGAUUUCCAGCACGAAGGACGGUACGGAAGCGGCCAUCUUCUGCUUCGUCAACUCGGUGGUUAAGGAUCGUCGUGCAGCACUGAAAGCCAUGAAACCCUACGUUGAAAAGCUGGCCAUCCACGAGCAUGGCCAUCGAUUGAUCAUGUGUGUGCUGAACUGUUACGACGAUACGGUGAUUCUUGGCAAGCAGAUCGUCGCACCGAUCUUGGAGCAAAUAGAAACGAUCGUCGGCAGUGGCGACUGGGGAAGGAAAGUGGUCGGUUGGAUCUUUUCGCCCGCCGAUAAGCAGCUUUUACAUCCGACACAGAUCGAUCUGCUGGACAGUUACCUGGAGCACAGUAAAAAGGACAAGGAUGUGCGCCGCAAGGAAGUACUCGCAGCGGCGUCGGAGGGUUUCUGCAAACAGGUGGAAAAGAAUGCCAGCUUUUGGUUACGCGGUGGCCAUACCGCACUUCUGACGGCCGUCAUUCUGAAGAACUUUGAUGGAGAACAGUUGGCACGUCUGCAUCGUGCUCUGGCAGAGGUUGUAUGUGAUCCAGACUGGAAAGUGCACGAGAACGAAAUCAAUUUGGACGGUACGGCCCUGUUGGCGAAGAGCGAAAGUGUUCCGGACAAAAAACCGAAGGAAAACGACAAAAACACCGACCGGAAAGUGAAGAAACUAAAGAAAAGUCCGUUUGAGGAGGAUAAAGCUGCCUCUCGUGAGAAACUGUUGGCCGCCAAUCCGCUCGUUGGUGGGAUUGAGCAUGCUGGUGUGCAUAUUGCACUCAAGAAGAUUAUUAAAUUGGACCAAGAAAAACGGCAACAGGCAAGCUCGGAAGGCGAAGAUAUUUCACAGUUUGGUCAAGCCGUUAUCGAAGGGCUUGCGGCCGAACAAUUGAAGAGCUGGAUUAGCCAGAACCGACCGUGCUUCCUGUUGCUGCUCAUAUUCGAAAACGCUACACCAGAAGUGCAACGAGUGGUGAAAGCGAAGAUUGCGAGCGUAAAAAAGGAACUGAAAACGCAGAAGCAUACCGGAGGGAAACUGUUGGUCGAAAAGUUGAACCUUUAGAGUGGAGAUAGGAAUCAGAAUAAAUAAAAUAAUAUACACAAUAAAGGGAUGAGACGAU